Messenger RNA from Echinops telfairi (small Madagascar hedgehog), 3077 nucleotides. RefSeq names its product telomere repeat binding bouquet formation protein 1 (gene TERB1). Lineage: Eukaryota; Metazoa; Chordata; Mammalia; Afrosoricida; Tenrecidae. Gene Ontology annotation, biological process: homologous chromosome pairing at meiosis; meiotic attachment of telomere to nuclear envelope. The record is from RefSeq and is a predicted model, not a curated record. The coding region runs from base 127 to 2298 and encodes 723 amino acids. The transcript is spliced from 18 exons.
GGGCCAGUCGCCGGAAGUUCCGCCCAGCGGAAGUAGCGGCUCGGUGGGAAAGCGCAUCAGGCGUCGAGCCUCAAGGAUUUAUUUCAAUUGAGAGAAUACUUUUGUAGCUGAAAUAUAAGGAAAAGAAUGGAGCCAAGCAUGGAACGCUGUGACACAAAGAAAAUCCAAGAAAUGAAAACUGAUCUGAACUUACUGUUAGAGUGUGUCAAGCAUCAAAUGGACCGCCCUGUUUCACAAAAGAAAGCUUUGAUCGUUAUUCAUGCCAUUUGUCAACAAUACAGUAAUGCAAGUGCUUAUUUCCAGGAAAUUGGUGGUUUGCUGUUCAUAAGAAAUCUUGCAAAGUGUAAUGAACAUAGCAUGGUAAAAGAAGCAGCCUUAUACACAAUGGGAGCAAUUGCAGAACAAAAUGUUUAUUGUCAGGAGACUUUGUGCACCUCAGAGUUGUUUGAAGACUUAACUUUGUUCCUAUCUGAUAGUGCUUCCAACUUAAUUUUAAAAAGAAUGUCUGUCUAUGUUGUUUUGGUACUGGUUUCAAAUAAUAGGACAGGACAGACACUCAUCAGAGAAACAGGUUGUAUUCAAGUUCUGACACAGUUGUUUAGAACAGUUCUUUCAACAGAUGAGUUGAAUCUGUCAGAUAAAAACAUUUUCCAGUUGUGGUCUGGCGUAUGCAGUGCUCUGUGUGCCUGUAUCAGCAAUCCUCAAAAUGAAGACAAUCAAACAAUUUGCUGUUCACUUUUUCCACAUGCCAAUAAAUGGUUAAUGGAUUGCAUGAAACCUGAGAUACUUCGCCCUGUUUGCUCAUUUAUCAGUCUCACUCUGUCAAAUAAUACUUCCGUUCAGAAACACUUCAUAUCUGUGGGCGGACUGGAUGUAUUGUCUCAAGUUCUUGUGAAGCUGGAGUCUGAUUCCCACAAGACCCCACCCAGUGCUAAGCUUGCAGUAACGGUGAUAAAGACGGUGGAUGCCUGCACCAUUGACAAUCUUACGUUUGGAGUGAUACUAUCCAAGUACCACAUUGUUCCCAAGCUGCUAGCAUUGCUGGGCCACGAAGGCAUCGAUUCAGAAGAUAGAGUUAGCAUCAUGCUUACUCUCAGUCAUUGCAUGGAAGUCUGUGUGGAAAACCAGUAUGACUUUUUAAAAAACAAUGGGUUUCCACGUGUGAUGCAAUUCUUAGUGGAAUCUCAGAAUGAGGACUUUAACAGAACUGCCACUUUUGUGCUGCACCACUGCCAAAAAUUUGCUGAGAAAUUACAUCUCAGUCUAGAAAAAUGUUUUUUGGAUGAAAAUGAAGCUGAGCAAUUAAGUGUGCAAGAGAAGAAUCGUGAAAAAUACCGGAAGAAAGCAAAAGAAAUUCUACAAAGAAUAACAGAACUUGAAAGUGAAAAAGAUAAGGGACACAUACAAAGUGAAGAAACUAAGGACAGUGUUUCAUCUACGAAGAUAAAUACUCAGAAACGCCUCCAUGUAGAUCCUGUUGGUAGAAGUGCAAAAGCAGACCAUAAGGACAAAUGCCCAUCUAGCCACACUCAGAGUUCUAAGACCCCUGGAGCCAUGUCUAAAGCAUGUCCAAAUGAGGACCAGAUGGAGACCUUGUUAAAGAGUGCCAAUCCGGUUAAUGCUUGUUUUAGGGAGAGCAGGAAAAAGAAGACUUUGGGCCAAGCCAAUUUAAGCAGCAGCCAAAACUUAUGUGAAGAAACAUCUUUUGAGAAGGAUAAUUUUGCUUUUCCGUCAAGUGACCGUGCUUUGAGACGGGAGACUCUCCUCACCCAAAAUAGAAAGCAGCAGGUACCAGUAGUGGAUCCAUUUACAUUAUGUUCGGACAUAAUAAAUAAAGAAGUCAUCAAUUUUCUACCAACUGACAAUUGCUCCAAAAUGUUGGAGAAUAGGUGCUCAGGUUGCAAAGCAGGCGGGAAAUCCCUGAAUAGCCGGAAUUUUAGCAAGCUCUUGCACUCUUGCCCAUACCAGUGUGAUCGUCACAAAGUCAUUGUGGAAGCUGAAGACAGAUACAAAAGUGAACUAAGGAAAUCACUUAUCUGUAACCAAAAAAUCCUGCUGACCCCACAGAGAAGACGACUGGGUAGUGACUCCACUGUCCCUGGAGGAAGAAAGAAAAGAAGGACUCGUAAAAAUUUUACUGAAGAAGAAGUAAGUUACCUUCUCAGUGGUGUUAAGAAAAUGGGAAAUCACUGGAAUUCCAUUUUGUGGUCUUUCCCAUUUCAGCGUGGAAGGACAGCUGUGGACCUGGCUCACAAAUACCACAAGCUGACCAAAAGCCCGAAGCAUGUAGCUCCUUGAUUGGAUAAAGACUUUAUAUGUUUUUAAAUUUGAACUCUUAAAAUACAGUGAGUGCUUUGAACAUACAAGCAUUGGAAGUCACUUUCUAAUUAAAUGUUUUGUUACAUUGGAAUUCAUCAAAUGCUGUAAUUUUACCAAAAGUGCAUUUUCAGUGUGCAGUUUAGUGAAAACACAUUCUCAUAUAAAGUCAUGAUUUCUUUAGAAUGUAUAUUUAUCCUUGAAGCUUAAUAAACAGCUGAGAAAAUUAGCAGCCUUUGCACAUUAUAUUGUAAUUUAAUAUCAUCUGAGACACCUGGAGUGUAAAACUUGGUGCCUAAAUUUAUCCCCAGAAUUUAGAAAGAUAGUCAAGCUAUUGAGGGAUGGGAUGUUUCUCCACCAACUAAGUUACUGCCCGAUACUUGGUUAAUUAAAAUGUUUCUGUUCUAUAUGUUAAUUGUGCAUUUGUUUUGAACACUCCAACAUUCAUGUUUGCUACCUCUCCAACUGUACAACAGGUUUUUCUUGUUGCUUUUUAUGGUCAUUUUCUUUAAGUAGAAAAUCAAACUGAUGACUUCUCAGUUUUCUCAUUUUUGGACUCAUUUUAUAUUCCACCCUGAUCCCCAAAGGAUGUUAUCACAGCCUCCAGAAUGCUUACGGUGGCUGCACUGUGGCUCCUGACCAAGUAGCAGGGCCUGAGAGCUUAGCUGGGACUCUGCAGGCAGUGGUUCCAUGCUUCGUUACCCGUGUCCUCUUCAGCCCCAGGAGGCACUUAUUUCCCUACCAGCGUGCAGUUUUUUCCC